ACGCACCCUGAGACUCGAGAGAUAACAAACAUCAGUAAACAAAUAUGUUUUAAAUACAAAUUACAAAAGAAAAAAAAAGAAGGGAAGAAAGUGAUUCUUACUCAUCAUCAUCUUCUUCGUCCUGUUCUUGGAGUGUCCUCUGGGAAGGUAAAAAACAAAAAUAUACACACACAAACACAUAUAUAUAUCUAUACCAUUUUUGUUUUGAAAUCUCGGAAUCCGACUUUCUCUCAUGUUAUCUUCCGUAAGUUCCUCAAAUUUCCACCCAAAAUAGGAAAACAAAUUGAAAAAAAGCCAAAGAAAUAUCUAUCAGAAAUGUCUUGGCUCUUCAAAUCGCUUCAAUCCGGCGAUCCACAACAGUCCACGUCAGCUUCGCCGGAGAGCAGCCCCGUUGGCGUGAAGGAGGACUUGUCGGCAAUCGGGCAGACCAUCGGCCGCCAACUCCGUGGCGUGGCGGCGUUUCUCGCUCCUCCUCCUUUUCCGACGGCCGCUGCCGAUGAUUCGCCGGGAUUGGAGGCGGAAUCGGAGGCUCUGAUCGGAAUUCGGAACGAUCUGGCGGAGAUCGGCGGGAGCUUCAAGAGCGGCCUCACACUUCUCUCCAGUAAUAGCAACAGAGCGGUCAGUGAGAUCUCCAGGUUCGCUUCCAACUUCUUGCAGUUUCAGGACAAAUCGCCAAUCGAAGAAGAAGGAGAAGAAGGAGAAGAAGAAGAGGAUGAAGAUGAAGAUGGUGUUCCAGGGAUUACCCAUGAGGUUCUUCAAUUCGUGACCGAGAUUUCAAAGCGACCAGAAUGUUGGACCGAUUUUCCUUUACGACUCGAUUAUGGUAAUCAUCUGCUAUAA
This is a messenger RNA of Morus notabilis, 840 nucleotides long. RefSeq lists its product as uncharacterized. The transcript has a single exon. The record is from RefSeq and is a predicted model, not a curated record. NCBI's taxonomy places the organism in Eukaryota, Viridiplantae, Streptophyta, Magnoliopsida, Rosales, Moraceae. The coding region runs from base 316 to 840 and encodes 174 amino acids.